Messenger RNA from Cicer arietinum (chickpea), 2333 nucleotides. RefSeq names its product mediator of RNA polymerase II transcription subunit 15a-like. Gene Ontology annotation, molecular function: transcription coactivator activity; chromatin DNA binding. NCBI's taxonomy places the organism in Eukaryota, Viridiplantae, Streptophyta, Magnoliopsida, Fabales, Fabaceae. The record is from RefSeq and is a predicted model, not a curated record.
GACGCUUUAUUUUUGUUUGUUCUCUUCUAAUUAACUCAAUGACCUCACUCUUCAUGUGGCUACUUCAAUUGUAGCAAGGAAAUAUUGAGCACUUAUCAUUCAGGAUGGACAAAAACAAAAUGAUACUUGGUACGCAAGGAACCAACAUUGCAACCGACAGGUGGAAAACGGCAGAGUUUCGGCAUAAGAUUGUGAGAAAAGUCAUGGAUGAAUUAAUUGAGAACGGUAUGCCUUAUCAAAAAUUCAGUUUAUCUGAGCUCGCUAAUUCUGUAGAAAGAUUUGAGAUGAAAGUAUAUAAUUCUGCAAAAACAGAGGAAGAGUACCUUGCUUUGGUAAAAUCAAAGGUUAAAUCCAUACGUGCACUGUCUCGAAAGUAUGAAUCAAAACAACUGCACACAAAUGCUUCUGGCUCCGCAGGAAAAGAUGCAAAUAUAGAUUGGCAGGAGCUAACUUAUGAAAAGUUUCAAAAAUUGAAAGACAAAUAUUACAGACAACUUGCUCCCCUUUACCAAAAGAUUACUAUCAAACUUCAAGAGUUUGAGUCUUCUACUCAAUAUAUUAGCAGCAAAGAAUUGGCAAAAUUCAAAAACAAUAAGACUGCAAUGGAAUACCUUUUUUCACUCUUUGAUAUGAACAAAAGUCAGAUUACCACUGAGAUCAAGGAUCGAGCAGGCGAAGCAGAACAUUACAUAGAAAUGCUUUUAAAGACCGUUUCUCCAAAUAAUCAAGGAAAUCAGACAUCUGACUUGCAAUUCAAGCAACCACUUGGCCCUUCAAAUUCUAAAAAUUCACAAACUAACAAUAUGCAUUUGCAAGAGCCCCGAGUGGCAGUACAAAUUGGCAAUUCACAACCGCAUUCAAAUCAACCUUCGUUCGCAAAAGAACCUGGCAAUGCUGUACAAGAGCAAACAAAGCUUGCACAACAAGAAACUGGAGCAUUCAAUGUAAGCAUCAACCCUUCGAGGAUUUCAUCUUCUCCCAUGAGUAAAGACAACAACAAUCAAUUUUCUCAAAAAUCUUCCGUCGUUUCUGAAGAAGAGCCAAGUCCUGAGAUGCAGCGAUUAAUUAAAGCGCUGACCAACAUUUCACCUGAAGCACUGAGGGCAUCGGUUAGUGACAUUGAAGAGGUAGUCCGUUUGAGUGAUGCAUUACCGGCGGCAGCAUUCAUCGGUGCACUGCCAGAUAUGGUAGAUGAACUAGGAUUACCAAUCCUUCAUAUUCCAGAAGGAUGGAAAAUGCCUCGCAGCUUUGUAGCAACGGCCUUUGAUUCAACAUUCUUGAAUGUAACGAAUUUUGGCAACCAGUCGACUAACACUGAGGAAUCUGACUUCAAUUCAUUCACGUUUCAAGCAAAACGUCCUAGAAAUGCGGAAAAUAAACAUCUUUUAGCAGAAAUAAAAGAGAUAAACAAUCGAUUUAUCGAUUGUGAGGUCAUUAUCGAUGAAAAGGAUAAUAUCGAACAACCAUUUGGAAUAGCUACUGAGCAAACUGAAGGAUUAGUUAUUAAAAUAAUUUUCAAUGCAGUGAGUAUCAGUCAGAACCUCGUAUAUGAGUUCACUACUGAUAAAAAGUCAUUGAUCACACCGCUACGGUUGCUUGUUCCUCCAAGUUAUCCAUCUUCCUCUCUUGUUAUUCUUGACGAAUUGCCGUUUGAAAUCAGUGAUGACCUGAGAGCUCUAACAGAGAGAACAAAAGCAAAGCUGAGAUUUAAUCUCCAAAGCAUGAAUCAACCAUGGGUUCUUAAAGAUAUAACAAGAUUAUGGGAACGUUGUGCUAGAGAAGCAAUCAAUGAGUAUGCACUUACUAUUGGUGGUGGAACAUUUACCUCAGUGCAUGGAGGUUGGGAGGUUUGUCGAUUCUGACUUCUGCUGUUUGGUAAUUCUGCAGAACAGUUCUGUGUAGAAGUAUGAAAAUUUAGGGUCUAUUUGCAAGCUGGUUUUUGAAGAGUUUUAAAUGAAAGGCUUAUGGAAGAUUAAGUUUAAUUUUCACAUAUAUUUGAUAUAUAAGAAAAAUUGAAAGAACAACGUGAUAUUAUAUACUCAUUUAUCAUGUUGUUCUUUCAAAAAAUUUAAAAUAUCAUAUAUAUUAAAAGAUAAGUUUAGUCCUCCAAAAACUUCUAAAAUCUUGUCUUCAAAAUCCAACUCACAAAGACCCUUCAGGAUAAUUCAAGACUUAUUGGUUUGAUGAACUUGAAAAUUUUAGUUGUAUAAGUAAGAUGUUCAUGGUUAUGCUUGUUUGUAUUUAUGGGAAAAAUUGGAAGCUAUGAUUACAUACAUAAAGAACUUCAAAGGGUUUUGUAACUUUGGUAUAUGAGACCAUUUUCUUGAUAAUGA